AUGAUAGUGCCCUAUCUAUCAUACAUCCAGGAGACUUUAUCGCUACGCCAUGCAGACGUACCAGAAAUAUGUCAUCAGGAUGUUGGAGAGUGCGGGACUGGGUGCAAAACUCGCAGUGUGACAGUUGCAUGUGUAUUUUUUGAUGCUUUUGAGGAAAUUGCCAUCAUUGUCUGCCCUUGUUUACCCGCCCCACUUCAGCUUCUUUGUCGCAGGCUUUUUCCAUGCGCACCCGUGGCACCCUCCCUAGCAGUAGACUUACGGGUUCUCAAGUUCGUCCGCCUUCUCUUUCUUCGUCAGUCCCCCAACCAAACGGCUUGGUGUAAUGCAUUGGAGACCUUUCUCAAUGGAAUGAAAUACAAGUUGGCGUUGAAGAAUAGUUUGCGGUGUCGCUUCAGCAAUGUGUUUCACUGGUACCGGGUCUUGACUGUAUUGACUCAGGAGCACAUCUCUAUGUUCGUUGCUGGUGUACAGGAAGAUGGUGCUCGUAGGAACCAACCUAGUGAUUAUCUCCGCUCGCGGUGCCCACUCUGUUUUGGAGGGAACGAUUGGCAAAAUGGAGCGAGAGAUUCUUCUCCUAUGUCGUGCUUCACACAAAAAUGUUCUGCAAAUCCUCGUGGGGCUGCUGGUAGCAAUCCUCCCAACUUGACACUGUCUUUCUUUCUACCGACGGACAAUGUGAAAGCAAUGGAAGAUUUCAUUGGAAGGUGUUGCAGAGAAAGACGUCAAGCAAGGACCUCAAGGUCGGGGCCAGAUGAAGAUGGCUGUGAGGAGGGCAUGCACAUACCAGUAUCGGUCUUGAAUGGGUGCGAUGAAAAGCAGGAGAAGGCAAGUACUUGUUUCUUUACCGAUACUGGCCUCAUGGCACUGGUCUGUAGACAUGACCGUGUCCUAUGGAUCGCGAACAUGACAUCUGCGGGAGAAAAGCAACAUUAUGCGCUUGCUCUCUUAGACCGGUUAUUUAAACAUAUCCCUACUCUGAUGACUAUUAGACUUUUAUACGACAUCAGAUGCCAGCUCGAACAGAGCUGUCGCAAGUGGAAAUUCAUGGAUGAUUCUAUUAUAUCUCGCAUCGCAUUUGCUAUUGCUGUAUUCCAUGCUUAUGGUCACCAGUGGCCAUGUCAGAUAAUCUAUCACCCCAGGAAUUUCCUCAAGCCUCUCAUCCCUUCCUUGUGUGUUUCAGGGUCUAAUCAGCGACUUUUUGUCCUCAAUACGCAAAUUCGUCACUUAGACUCGAAAUCCUUGCAAGGAUUUGGACACUGGCUCCAUCGGCAUUGGAUCCACUGUCAAACGAAGAAGAAUGAUGCACUGGACCGUUUACACGACUUGGAGUUGGACGAGCAUAUGCUGCGAGCAGAGUGGAAGGCUCAGGUUGAUCACCAGACACGACCCGCACCAUGUAUAGACAAGGCAGCGGAGGUCAUCACUACUAUUCUAGCACUGGAGAAGACAUUAGAAGCUCAGGAGGCUUCCAUACAGGAACUUGAGAUGCGGCUACAUGGUGUCUGCAUCCCUGACAUUGGGGAAGUCAAUUUGCAGCUUGUAGAUGCUCGGUCCUGUCACAAGAGAACUGCUGACACUCUCCAGCAUUGUCAAGCUGCACUUGGAAUUGAGGAAAAGGUUAACCUGGAGAAGAUGAAGAAGGAUAUAUAUCUUACGGUUCGCUUGAAUGCUCGUGCAGUCAAAACUUGUAUUCGCAAUCAUCUUCAGCCUGGCAUCCUCAAAUUAGUAUCUACAUACAACGGUCUGUCACCCCCUUCUGCUGUCCCCCCUCAUAUCAUCCCGCGUGAUGGCAUUUUUUUGCUUGAUGUUGAUGAUGACAUUUGGCAAGACGUUGGGCUUGAUGAUGACACUUUGAACCCCCCAGCAUGGCUAUCGGACAACACUGUCAGGAAUGGUAUCCGGCUGCAACUUGAGGUUGAUCGAUGCAAUGAGGAGGAAGCUCGACUGAUGCGGGAGAGGGCUGUUAUUCAAGAAUGGACGUUAGCAGAGUGGGACAGCAUACAAGCUGCCUUGGAUAAAGCAGUGGCCGAUCCAGUGAUGUCGUUCCACCUUGGGGCUCGUGCAGAUGAACUUGUUCAGUCUAUUCCAUGUGCGUGGCCUAUGAUUGGGAGUUGGGGACCCUCUGAUGAAGUUUUGCUUCAAGCUGCUUAUAAUCAGGUACAAUCAUCAUUUCGGGAUGAGGAUGAUGACGAGACUAUGGAAGUAGAGGGAGAGGAUGAUUGUGAGAGUGACCUGGAGUAUGGUGAGAUUGAUGAUGAGGAACUAAUGGAUGCUAUCGAAGAGAUCGCAUUAGCAGAUGAGUAUAGGUAUGGCGAGAAUAUGGAGUUCAUGGAUGACUUGGAUGAUAUUGAUGAUGACUUUAUGCCUUCUUCCCCAAUCAAAUCGUUACACAAGCAGUGCCACAUGUAG
Messenger RNA from Suillus discolor, 2409 nucleotides. RefSeq lists its product as uncharacterized. The coding region runs from base 1 to 2409 and encodes 802 amino acids. The record is from RefSeq and is a predicted model, not a curated record. The transcript has 12 exons. NCBI's taxonomy places the organism in Eukaryota, Fungi, Basidiomycota, Agaricomycetes, Boletales, Suillaceae.